Molecule: messenger RNA, 2807 nt
Organism: Cinara cedri
Lineage: Eukaryota; Metazoa; Arthropoda; Insecta; Hemiptera; Aphididae
Source: the annotation of a GenBank genome assembly
AUGCAGAUGUUUCAAGGUGUUCGUUUAGCAUACUUUAAUUGCUUAACAUUUGGAUUCCCGGUGACUGGAACACAGUUGAUUGUUUUCGCGGUGCUUUCGGUUUUUGUGAUAUUGCUAUGUUUCGACAAAUGGAACCGUCGGCGCUUUGAAACAUUAGCUAACAAAUUAAAAGGUCCUCCGGAUUACCCGAUUAUAGGAUCAUGUUUAGAAAGUUUUAGAGGUAAGAGAAACAAAUGAUUUUAUGUAAGUAUACCAAAUUACUGUAUUAUACGUAAUUUCUAAAAACUAGAUCACUAUGGAUUUUUGUUGAAGUAUAGAGAAUUAUGCAAUUACGGUCCGUUUAAAUUUUGGAUUGGUAGUUGUUUUUGUAUCUUCAUUACCAAGCCAGAAGAUAUUCAAGUAAUUUUUUGUUACAUAAAUAAUAUUGUAUUAUAAACGUUUUUAAAUUCAAUAAUUAUCGUAAACAUUCAGUGCAUUUAUUAAAGGUAACUCAUUUAAAUAACGCACGUUUAAAGAUCAUUCGACUAUGAAUAAAACAUUACAAAUAAUGAAUAGAACAAAGUUUUUUCAGAAGUAAAAUUAUCAUAUUUUAUGAGUUACACUUAGUUGAUAAUUAUUGUUAUAUUAUAUCUUUUCUUAAUAUUUCCAAACGCACAUCAUAAUAAUUAAUAUACGUACUAAUUUAAAUUUCAACAUUGGUUUGUUAAGAUUAUUUUAAAUAGUUCAAAUGCCUUGGAUAAAGGCAGUUUGUAUAAGUGUGCUGUCAAAUUAAUAGGCGAAGGCUUGAUUACCGCUCCAGGUAAGAGUAUAUUAUUUAUAAGUUUAGCAGACCAAUAAAGAUUACCUAUAGUAUUACGUGCAUAUAAUAAGUUCAAAUAACUUUGCUACACCUACUUAUCUUUGUUUUUUAUUAAUAUCAUUUAAUAUUUACGAGUGGACUUAACUACUAAAUUAUUAGAAUAGUAGCAGUAAAAAGAUCCGACAAUGAAAUCUCCGCAUUAAUUAAUUUUUGUUAAUAUUAUUCAUACAGUAAAUAAAUGGAAAAUACAUCGACGUUUGAUAAAUCCUUUGUUUAAAUAUAAAAAUAUAACGGAAUCAUUUUUCCCAAUUUUUCGUGAGAAAAUUAAAAUAUUAACUCAGAAUCUACAGAAGGAAGUGGGUAAAACACAACCAAUUGAUAUUUUGAAUUAUGUAUCAGAUAUUACACUCAAUACAGUUUGUCGUAAGUAUUUAAAUAACUACCUAAAACUAUAAUGCUAUCAGUGAAUUUAAUAUUUAUUUUCGUUUACAGAAACAACGAUGGAUUACGAUCUUGACACUCAGACAGAUAUGGGAUUUAAAAUGGGUGUAAUAAAGUAAAAUCAUUAAAUAUUUAAUAAUUCAAUCAUAAUAAGUUAANGAAUUGGUAAUAAGUAGAGGACUAAAAGUUUGGUUAUAUCCUGACGUAAUAUAUAACCUUUAUAUCAAAUUGUUUGGCUAUGAAAAUACUUAUAAAAUUGUACAAAAUCUACCGAGGCAUGUAUGUGUAUGCGAGAUAUAACAUUAGAUACGAUUUUUAUUAUGAAUUAUAGUUUUACAGAUAAUCCAGAAAAAGAAAAAUGAUUAUGUACAAACUUUUUCAAAAAAAAACAACUCGGACACAAUUGUUAACGAUGUCAAAAGUAAGUUAUUGUUUUUGUAAAUUACGACCAGAGAGUUUUUAAUUAAUUAAAGUGUAGAUGGAUAUUAUGUUAUUUGAUUUUUCAAAUAAUUAUUUCGUAGUUUAUUUACUAUAGUUAUUAGAAUAGAUUGGAAUGAAUUUAAUAAUUAUAUCAGUUAUUACUAUUACCAGUGGUUUUUUCUCCUUUGUAUUGUUUAGACAAACGUUUGACAGGAUUGGUGGAAACUUUAACGGAGUCGAACGAAGCCGAAGAGAGGGUAACCGAUGAUGAUAUUAUGAGUCAUGUAAUAACUAUAGCAGCCGCUGUAAGUUCAAAAUACUUAAAGUACUACGCAAUCGCGGUUGGUGAUUAAUAAUUAUAUUUAUAGGGUUUCGAAACCACUUCAUUGACUGCUAGUUAUUGCCUUUUAUUGUUAGCUAUGUACCCAGAUAUACAAGUAAGUCAUCACGUAUUAAAAGUUCGAUAUUAAAAGAAGUUUUGUACAUGUUGUUUUCAGGAUAAGGUAUACGACGAAAUUUAUAGCGUAUUAGGUGACGGCGAUGAACCUAUUACUAUCGACCACACGAGUAAGAUGGUUUAUCUGAAACAAGUAAUACACGAAAGUCUCCGUUUAUUCCCGACUGCCCCACUUGUGUUGAGGCAACUUCAAGAUGAUGUUACAAUUUGUAAGGACUUAUUAUAUACUUGAAUGUAUAGAGUAAAUUUAUAAAACAAAUAUGGAUUUAGUUUCAGGUAAUCACACACUGCCCAAAGGAACAGUAUGUAUUAUAACUCCUGUGAUUACGCAUUAUAAUCCUGAGUUGUAUCCGAAUCCUAAGUCAUUUAAUCCGGAUAACUUUAACGCCGAGAACGUCGCCAAACGUCAUAAAUAUGGUUUCAUUGCAUUCAGUGGUGGUCCGAGAAGUUGUAUAGGUAGAAGAUAAUAUUGAUAGUUUAAUUUUCAAAUUUAUUAAAUUUAUGUAUUCAAUUACAGGAAUGAAAUAUGGUUUGGUGUUUGUGACAGUUCUACUCACUGAGCUCUUACGGAAAUUCAGUGUGCACACGGAUAUGAAACUUAGUGAUAUUAAAUUAAAAUUAGGUGUUACAUUACAUAAUACCGUUGGUUUUCCCAUAACCAUUCAAUCGAGAAAAAAAUCGUCAUUGUAA